Messenger RNA from Stereum hirsutum FP-91666 SS1, 1473 nucleotides. RefSeq lists its product as uncharacterized. Gene Ontology annotation, molecular function: glyoxylate reductase (NADPH) activity; NAD binding; hydroxypyruvate reductase [NAD(P)H] activity. The record is from RefSeq and is a predicted model, not a curated record. The transcript has 10 exons. Bases 176 to 1261 code for a protein of 361 amino acids. Gene Ontology annotation, cellular component: cytosol. Lineage: Eukaryota; Fungi; Basidiomycota; Agaricomycetes; Russulales; Stereaceae.
GUCAUUGGCUCGCCACAGUGACUCGUCCGAGUGCCUCGGGAGAGACCCGGAUCCUAGACUUUCAUAUCGACGACUAUAAAACGGGGAAGAUACUUUCUAGUAGAAGUCUUCCUCUACCUCUGUCCUUUUUUGACUCCAGUCUCCUGUCUGAAUACUUAGCUAUAAAUCUACAACGAUGACUGUAACCCCUCAGCAGAAACGCAAGCUUGUUGUAUGCCGCGAUCUUGGUCCCGAUGCCAUGUCUCUACUACACGAACGACACGAUAUCGAGGUAAUAUUGUGGCCGUAUACAGAUCGUGCAUGCGACAGACAAUGGCUCAUGGAUAAUAUCGUCGGUGCUUCCGGUGUUAUAAUCAUGUUCACAGAGAAGGCCGACCGUGAGGUACUGGACAAAGCUGGCCCUCAAUUGCAAGUCGUUUCGACGUAUUCGGUCGGUUACGAUCAUAUCGACUUGAAGACGCUUUCAAGAGGCAACAUACGCCUGGGAUAUACACCAGACGUACUGACAGACUCAGUUGCUGAUCUUUCUGUCACGCUCGCUCUCAUGUCGAGCCGUAACGCUAUCGAGGCAGCAUCUGUCGUGCAAGCUGGUGAUUGGCCCAACAAACCCUGGGCACCGUUCCUUUUCUGUGGCCCUCAAAUCAGCGCCCCACAUUUCACACCCACACGCACAGUCGGCUUCCUCGGUUUCGGUCGCAUCGCACGCGCAACCCUCGCCCGCCUCGUCCCCUUCGGAAUAACGCAUUGCAUCUACACCGGCCGGUCCACCACAUCCCCUCCACAAAUCGAUGACGACCCAUCUCUAAAACCAUACCUCCAAUCCUCCAACCCUCUCUCCUCCCUCAAAUCCAUCACUCGCGUCCCUCUGACCACUCUCGCCGCUGAGUCCGAUGUUCUGUUCCUGUUGGCGCCAGGAGGACCGGAGACGUAUCAUAUUGUUGAUGAGGCGUUCUUGAGAAGGAUGAAGAAGACGGCGGUGGUGGUGAAUACGGGGAGGGGGACGUUGAUUGAUUCGGAUGCGUUGGCGAGGGCGUUGGAGGAGGGGUGGAUAUGGGGGGCUGGGUUGGAUGUUGUGGAAGGGGAGCCGGUUGGGGCUGAUCAUGUAUUGAUCAAGGAGCCGAGAUGCGUUGUGUUACCGCAUAUUGGUAGUUCCACGACAGAGACGAGGAAGGUUAUGUCUGCGAUGGUUGUGAAGAACGCAUUGGCCGCGCUGGAUGGGCAGCAGAUGCCAGCAGAAUUGGACUUGACAGGACGAGUCUGAAUUGGUCCUUGCCCCAACGUAGAAUGGUCGUAGAUGCCUGGCUAUGUCCACCUAACGGACCAUUUAGACCUAUAGACUAUACACCUCUCAAUGUAGCCCUUUUGAGCCAUGCAGACAACUAGACAUCGUAUGUACCUCAUUACCCACUAGAAUGUACACAGAUUUCUGUUCGAGUAUUUAUUGACAAUUGGAGAGGUUGAGUGGCGGUGGCC